AUGCCCGCCACAGUAGAAACCACCAGCGCCACUAGCAACGGGAGCAUCUCCGCCGCCGUGAAAAAACAAGCCAUAGGCGCCUCUUCCCACCUCCAGCGCUAUUUGGACUGGGCAGCUCCGCCGUCCUCUCGUCAGCGCGCGUACGAGACCAUCUCGGCAUUUGCCUCGGCGCGACCCCUCCUCUUCGUGAGUGCGAAGGAGCUAACCACCUCGCUGCCAGUCUUUUCUCGUCGCACAAGCCCUGUUGUGCUUCUUCCCGCUCCUGCUGUUCGCCACCUUCUCCCUCUGCACCGUUGCGUUCGGCCUCGUCGCCGCCAUCAUCUUCGCGCUGUUCUGGAUCGGCAUCGCGCUCCUCGUCCUGGUCCCCACUCUGCUGGUGACGUCGUCCCUUGCCGUGCUGGUAUGGGCCUGGUCGGCGGGCAGUUUCCUUGUCGCGAGGUGGCUCUAUCAGCGGGCGCUGCUGAGGGCGAGCGGCGGGGAGGUGCGGGUUGGUACGGACGGGAAGCAGGUGGCCGUCGUCAAGGACGAGGAUGGGCUAGAUGGAAGCGUAAAGGAUGUCAAGGCGGAGCAGUGAGUGACUGGGACGCCCGAAACAUUUGA
Metarhizium acridum CQMa 102 is the source of this 600-nucleotide messenger RNA. The record is from RefSeq and is a predicted model, not a curated record. Lineage: Eukaryota; Fungi; Ascomycota; Sordariomycetes; Hypocreales; Clavicipitaceae.